AUGGCAAACAAAACUGCAGAUAGACCACUUAUCAAUCCUGAAUCAACAUCAAUGUUACCUAUAAUGUCUGCUCUCUACUUUCCUAUGUUUCUCAUGUCGGAAUUCGGGAAUGGUUUCGUCAUUUAUUCACUUCUUUACCUCAAACGGCGACAUCACACGGCCAUUGAUAGAUAUACAUUAAGUCUCGCAACUGCUGAUUUUCUACUCACAACAUUAACGGUAUUUAACGGUUUAGAAUACCUUCAUAAUGAAUGGAUGUUGGGAGAAGUAUUCUGCAAAAUACACGGAACGCUAGUUGAACUCUCUUACAUUGUUUCUACUUUAACCAUAGCAACAAUAAGUUACACUAGAAGUAAAGCAGUUAAUAAUCCAUUCAAGAUGCUUCAUGAAGGAAAAAAAACAAAAAAAACUAUCAUCUAUAUCUGGCUCACUGGCUUAACUCUUUCUUCUCCAUUGGCGUAUGCUUACACUGUCGCAGGGCGAAACGGAAAUUUGCAUUGCAGCAAUACGAAUUUUGGAGUAAGGACUCGACAAAUAUAUUAUCUCUUCCAAGCAACGGUACUCUUCUUUGCGCCUGUAUCAGUUAUGAUUGUUUCGCAAAAAAAGAUCACAAGAGGUCUACGACAACAUUCGAGUAAUAAUCAAACUGUGAUGGCCUCCAACGACAGGAAUUUAUCUCGAAUGCUAAGGAAUGAAAGGCAAAUACGAAAGUUACUGACAUGCUUGUGGGUUAUGUUCGUUUGUUGUUUUACUCCAUAUAUUGUCAUGCGCACGAUAGACCAUUUUACAUCAAUGAGGAAAACAAGCAAGAUUUCGAACCAAAUUUGGUACAUAACUCAGCUGCUGGUAGUUCUUAAUUCAUCAGUCAAUCCGUAUUUGUACUACAGGAUGACUAACAGAAGAGGAACUUUUACUCAGCAUAUUUUAAAAUUAUUCUGCUGUCAGUCCUCGAUAUGGUGA
This is a messenger RNA of Dendronephthya gigantea, 960 nucleotides long. RefSeq names its product tachykinin-like peptides receptor 86C. Gene Ontology annotation, molecular function: G protein-coupled receptor activity. Gene Ontology annotation, biological process: G protein-coupled receptor signaling pathway. Gene Ontology annotation, cellular component: membrane. The record is from RefSeq and is a predicted model, not a curated record. Bases 1 to 960 code for a protein of 319 amino acids. The transcript has a single exon. NCBI's taxonomy places the organism in Eukaryota, Metazoa, Cnidaria, Anthozoa, Malacalcyonacea, Nephtheidae.